Alternaria novae-zelandiae is the source of this 450-nucleotide messenger RNA. RefSeq lists its product as uncharacterized. The record is from RefSeq and is a predicted model, not a curated record. The transcript has 3 exons. The coding region runs from base 1 to 450 and encodes 149 amino acids. NCBI's taxonomy places the organism in Eukaryota, Fungi, Ascomycota, Dothideomycetes, Pleosporales, Pleosporaceae.
AUGGGCGUUGGUUUGACUGCCAUUAUAUUGAUAUCCAUCGUGUUCAUCCUCGGCUUCGUUGCAGAUCCUAUCAUCAACCUGUAUCUGGACCCAUGGAGCCUUUUCUCCCCCUUUUCCUCGUCGGAAUCUGACUACGCUUAUUACUACGAGGAUGAGUCGGCCACUUGGUACGAGCACUUUGCGAAAGGCUUCGCUAGCAUGGGUGUGCUUGGUUUCUUGAAAGUCCUCAUCGCCAGCCCACUAUCUUACUUCAGGAUUGGAGGCGGUCGAGGUCGAACGACCGGUCGAGACAGAUAUGAGCAGGUCAGCUGGAUCAUCAUCCUCAUCGGUGUUGGCACAUUUCUAGCGGCAGUAUACAAAGGAGUCCGUGUAUGGAGUCGCCGAACGCUUGAGAAAGCUGGCGAGCGUGUCAUGGAUGUCCAAGGUGACAAUGAUGACGAUGACGAAUAG